AUUCUGUUCGAGACAGAGCUGAAUGACGUCCUGAAACGAGAUGUCUCUUGGUGGGUCGACAGCCUUGUCGCUGAAUAUAGCGAUACUACGACUAAAGACGACCAAAGAGACGACUACAAAAGCAAUGAAGAAGAAAGUGGUAGUGAAGAAUGUGAAGACGAAGAAAGUGAAGACAGAAAGGGUGACCACGGAGAAAGCAAUGACAGGGAAAUACUUCCCAAGAGCUAUGAACCAACGCGAAAGAAAAGCCAAGCAAGGGGUGCAAAUGUCGAAAUAGUGAUUGUAUUAACGGCUUUAAGUCGCCCAAAGAUUUGUUGCAUGUUUAAAACAAAAACAGCUGCCAGAGAAGUGAGGAUUACGUCGAAGGCGUCCCUCUCGACCAUCUUGACCCAAUACCUUUUCACCAAUUUCAUGUGGAAUAUCUCGAAGUUCCUUCCAAGAGACGGUAUGGAUUCAGGUCCCGAUGGAGUCAAACAAGAUGUAGAGAUAGAAGGCCUACAGACUUUCGACUCGAUCGACUUUGCUAAGACAUGGCUCCGAUCCCAACUUCGCCACCGUAAACUUACCAAAGUCAUUCGAAGCAUGAAAUCAUACGGCCUAGGGAGCCUAACUGACAUCCUUCUUUGCAUGAUCCCGGCACUCAGGUCUAGGAAUCUCCUGCCUGACCAGGCAAUUCUCAGACUAAUGCCUCGUGUUCGCCCUGGGCGUGGAUGGGUAAAAACAGCGACCUGUCACAAGAAGCUCGUUGAAACAAUUAAGACAAAGGGCGAGAAGCUCAACGAAGAUGACAAGUUGAACGUUGCCAUUGCUGUGGCUACAGUCGACUUCUUGUCCUCCGCUCAUGAACCGUAUGAUGAACAGAUGACGCCUCCUUCGGACUUGUGUCGAGAGCUGGAAGCUAUUGAAAGACAUCUCAAAUCCCCCAAGUUCGCCGGCAUCAUGGCAAAGCUCGAACCUGUUUACCGCCGCCAAGACCGUCACGAAAUAUUUUCCAGAAUUCUCAAGAAGCUAGGACAUACGAAGUUGAUCACCCAGCUUCUGCAUAUGGGAUCGCGUUCAAAUGAGCUCGACGAGGCUGGAAGAUUUCCUGUUGACCAUCUUGUGGAAAAUACGACAAGACAAAGAGACGAUAGCGUUUCUCAGACGCAGCAAAAUACCGAUUCCUCAGUCACUGGCUCUCCCAAUGUUUCUGGGAGCAUGUUCAAUCCCUUGAACGAGGACUGCUUCAACGCACUUUUGAAGUUUGCGAUGGAUCCAAGCUGCCGGUUCAGCAGUGGAAAAUCUUUCCUUCAUAUUGCAGUUGAGGUUGCAGACGACGAUAGCAUCCGUAGUCUACAGGGGGAAGGUCUUAACAUCGAAGCCCAAGACAAUAAUGGGUGCACACCUUUACACUAUGCGGUUAUCGGCGGCCGUACUGAGGUGUCCAAAUUCUUUCUGCGUGAAUUAAAAGCAGAUUCAUUAGCAAAGGACUCUCGCGGCAUCACAGCACUCAUGCCGCUUCAGGGUGGAGAGGAAAGUCUAACAGGCGAGACCCGACUUGACAGAGCACUGUUUGAUGGGAGAGUAGAAGCUGCUCGGUUGCUUCUCCUGCAUGCACAGACAUCAGACUCCCAGAGACUCCGCCGCCUGAAGGAGUUCACCUUCUCCCAAUCCUCUCAGUUCCACGGUUUGAUUGGGAAUAUGUCGCAAGCUCUGCUAGGGACCACUUUAAUUCUCUCAUUCCUUCAUGAGCUUUCUGUCCAAGAGCUUCCAGCCAGCGCUCAAAAGGAAUUCGACAAGUUCGCGGGCGAUCGAAGGCAGGAGACAUGGGUAAAGUCGAAGACCUCUUACCACAUAGCAAUCUUACUUCGCGAUAAGAAGCUUGUACAGAUCUUGAUAGAUCACAGUGUUGAUCAAAAUGGCCUUGACGAAGACAAUUGGUCCUCUAUGGACUAUCUGAAACGUUUCUGCCUCGAGGAAACCUUCAGAAGCCUCUACAACCACUCGAAACCUGGGGAAAUCGAUAAGACACCGACUAUAGGAGUCCCGCCACCCUAA
This is a messenger RNA of Colletotrichum paranaense, 2037 nucleotides long. RefSeq lists its product as uncharacterized. The annotation marks the transcript as partial. Gene Ontology annotation, molecular function: protein binding. Lineage: Eukaryota; Fungi; Ascomycota; Sordariomycetes; Glomerellales; Glomerellaceae. The transcript has 5 exons. The record is from RefSeq and is a predicted model, not a curated record.